Messenger RNA from Pipra filicauda (Wire-tailed manakin), 3360 nucleotides. Its product is annotated as 1-acyl-sn-glycerol-3-phosphate acyltransferase alpha-like. Gene Ontology annotation, molecular function: 1-acylglycerol-3-phosphate O-acyltransferase activity. The transcript is spliced from 6 exons. Gene Ontology annotation, biological process: phosphatidic acid biosynthetic process. Gene Ontology annotation, cellular component: endoplasmic reticulum; membrane. Bases 1976 to 2836 code for a protein of 286 amino acids. The record is from RefSeq and is a predicted model, not a curated record. NCBI's taxonomy places the organism in Eukaryota, Metazoa, Chordata, Aves, Passeriformes, Pipridae.
UUGGACUCGAUGAUCCUUGUGGAUCAUAUUCCAACUCAGAACAUUUUGUGAGUGCAGGGAGAGUUGGAUCUGCCCUGCAGCUCACUCGUGGUGGGAAAGCCUGAAAAAGGGAGAUCAUGGAGUUUCCCAGGGUUCAGUGUCCCCUCUGCUCACCAGGAAGCUGGAGGAAGUGGGGAGAGAUGUGUUUUGGGUGCAGGAAGAUGUUCCCUGCCUCUGCUACCUCCCCAACCCCACUUUGGGGUGACAGCCCUGCUUCUGACACCAUCCCCAAGAGAAGAGUUCCUGGCAGGAGACCUCAGGGCUGGUGGUCCUCUGGAGCUCAGAGGAUGCAGAAGAGCAGCUGCACCUUAAAUCCCCUCCUGGUGCCCCCACUGGGCACGAGGAUUGCCCUGCCCCUCCUCUGGGGUGGAAGGGAGACUUUAUCCUCCCUGUGCUCUGGGACAGGCAGAUCUUCCCCAGCCUGGCUCCUGCUGAAGCUGGACGAGAAGCCCCCAAAUGUGGAGCAGGAGGGUCACGUUGGGUUGCAGCAUGAAAGCCCAACUCCUCCAGCUGGGAACCCUCUGGGAGGUGGCAGGACUGGCUGGGCAGAGCAGAAGGGAAGGGAGACAUCCAAAAGCAAAGCUGAGUUUGGUGGGAAACCAGGCUGGUGCACAGAGGUUUCCAGACAGAGACAAAAAGAGAAGAAGGAGGUGAGGAGUCACCUGGAAUGGGGUGGACAGGAAGGGUGGGCUCAAGACACGACCCAGUCUUAGCUUUAAUAUGAGAAUAAUGAGAGAAAUGGGAGGGUGAAGCAAUGGGGAUUGCAACACCAUGGUGGCCCUCUCUGGGUCACUGGUCAAACUGGGGCACUCUCCAGUUGCAACUUGGGCUAGUGGAAGGUGUCCCUGUCCAUGGCAGGAGGUUGGACUGAGAUGACUUUUAAAGUCCCUUCCGACCCAAACCAUCCUGUGGUUCUGUGAUUUUAUGGUUCUGUGGUUUGGGCCAUGGACCCACCAGGCUGGGAGGUGCUGCUGGUGGCUGAGACCAGGCCACAGUUAUCUGAGCAGUGACAAGCACUUGAUUUCUGAAAGCAAGACUGGAGUUUCCACAGGGCAGCCCAGAGCUGGCCUGGAUCCUGUGUGCCCAGUGCGAGGGCAAGAGAGCAGAAGGAGAGGCUAAUUACAGCCCUGUGGUGCUAAUUGUACCUGUGAACACAUCCAAUGCAAUGCAGCCCCUGGCUGCCAACUGGGGCGAGGGCUGGCAUCUCCUCUGGGCAAGGGCUGGCAUCUCCUCCAGCCUGGGGUGGGAGCAGGGGGCAGCAGAGCUCAGCCCUCUGAGGCAUUGCUGGGCCAUUGGUGGCAGAUGGGAGGGAAAGGGCCCAGGGGCUCCUCUUCCCAAACUGGGGGAAGAAGAGAGGUGGGAAGCACUGGCACCACGUGCCUGAUGUUGUCCCAGUUGGGGAGGUAUCUUCCAAUAAUCUGAUACUCUGCAGGGUGAGGUUUGGGGAUCAGCAGGUGCCAGCAGGUAACUGUGACAGGCCUUGCUGGGGUGAUGGGCAUGGACCAGGACCAGCUCUUGCUGUCCCUACCAGCUGAGACCCCCUUUCCCAGGGUUGGACAGGAGAGAUUCCCAGAUCAUGGACACUUUUGUGGGUGACAGAUCUGAUCACAUCAAUUUUGAGUCACCGCAAUGGCUUUUGAUAGCCCGGGAGGGCACUUACCCAGGGUGACACCGGGGGUGACUCAGGGUCCCGGCGCUGACUCACUCCACUCUCCACCCUCGGUGGGGUGCCCUGCAUCCCAUGGGAGCUGGUCCAUCCCCAGGCCUGUGCACAGGGUGAGAUACACACAGUACCUUCCCCUGGACCAGCCCCAAACACCCACACACUGAGACACCUGAGUCACCUGCCACGCUCCUCGGCGUCCCCGGCGCCACUCGCCCUCCUCCCGGGGACGAGGACUGAGCUCCCCAGCACCCUCUGGCCAGGGGCAGCACCAUGGAGGUGGUCCUGCUCCAUGGGCUGCUGCUGCUCCUGCCCUUGGCAGGGCUGCUGCUGUACAGGUACAACACCACCUUCCACUACUUCUGCAAGGUGGCCUUUUUCCACUGCUGGCUCGUGGCCAUGGCCACCAUCCUGUCCCCCUUCGCGGCUCUUCGGGGACGCUCCGUGGAGAACAUGAAGCUCCUGCGCGCCGCGAUCCUGCCCCUCAAACGCUUCUGUGGCAUCAAGCUGCAGGUGAGGGGCACAGAGCACCUCAACAGCAAGGAGCCCUAUGUGAUAGUUUGCAACCACCAAGCUUCCCUUGACCUCGUGGGCAUGGCAGAGGUCAUUCCUGAGCGCUGUGUGCCCAUUGCCAAGAAGGAGCUGUUGUACAUGGGCACUGUGGGCUGGGCCUGUUGGCUCAGUGGCAUCAUCUUCAUCGACCGCCACAGACGAGACGCUGCCAUCGAUGUCAUCUCCCAGACAGCCCGGACCAUGUGGCGUGAAAACCUCCGAGUGUGGGUUUUCCCCGAAGGCACCAGGAACCAGAACAAAUCCAUGCUGCCCUUCAAGCGUGGGGCUUUCCACCUGGCUGUGCAGGCUCAGGUUCCCAUCUUCCCCAUUGUAAUCUCCCCAUACUGGGACUUCUUCAGCUCCAAGGAGAAGAAGUUCACCUCUGGCACGUGCACCAUCCAAAUCCUGCCCAAGGUGGAAACACGGGGCCUGAGCCCCGAGGAUGUCCCCGAGCUGACCGAGGCUGUGCGCAGGGCCAUGGCCGAGGCCCUGGCUGAGAUGUCUGGGAACCCCCGCGGGGACCAGGGCGGGGGCACGGGCAGCCCCCAGUGCCAGAAGGACCCAACUGGGACCACUUAUUAGGCAGAGGGAGCGAGUCCCUCGGGGACACAAGGGAGGUAUGCUGUCCCCUUGUCCCCUGAGGAUGUGUCCACCAGCCCUGCCACCGCCCCGGCAGGACGGUGCCCUGGUGCAAGGGGAGCAGAGCAGUGCAGGACAGGGACCAGGCAGCUCCCCAAAAACAGAGCGAGGUGCCCCCCGAAACCCCUGGUUAUGGCUGUGCAUCCCCUGUGUCCCCCACACCUGGAGCUGUGUCUGUCCCCUGGGAUGGCUCCUGCCUGCACCCUGGGCAGGGGGGGAUGCUCCAGGCAGGGCUGGGGGUUCACAGCACCAUUUUCCACCCCUGACUUCCCCCAAGGGCGUGCUGGGUUCUUCUUCCAGAGGCUCCUAAAAUGCUGUUGGGAUACAGCCAGCUCUGGGGAGGAGUCCAGAGUGCAGCACGUGGCCUGGGGGGACACGAGGUCCAGGGGAUGUUGCCAUGUGGGAAGAGCAUCCUCGACGCUGAGUUGUGAGCCAAGGCUGCAAGAUUAAACGGGCUGUAGCUGGUG